AAAUACCAGUUUAUCGUCUCGCUCUACGUAGACUGGAACCGGUCCACGGGUUAUGCCGCUUGUGGCAAUGACAUACGCUAUAUAUGCCAACUCUCAUGCGACAUCGAAAUAAAAUAUAUUAUGUUCUGACCAAAAUGUCGUACUUUCUACUACUUUUAGACAAAUGAAAAACGUAAUCACGUGACAAUCAAUAUUGUUAUUGAUAUAUGAGGCAUAAUAGAACAGCAUGGCGGACAAUGACCGUUCCUCUCCCGUUUCGGACGAAUCAACAACGACGCACGCGCCGUCAGAUGCAGACAAGGCGGCAACGUCGGUUGAUUCAAGAAAUACAGUUGUCGAGAAAACGACCACGAUGGAUUUCAAAGUGCCAGUUAACAUGCUGAUGUCACCAGUGCCAACAACAAGCGAUCUUAUAUCGGAUGUUAAAAUUAAACAAGAAUCCAGUUCUUCAGAAAAAGACAGGAAAGCAAACGAAAAUAAUGCAACAGAAGACUCUUCAGGACAAAACACAAACAAUAAAAAGAAGACUGACACGACAUCAAAUGCUUCAGGCUUUUCUCCUGCUGAACAAUUGAGGAAUGCGCAGGUUACUAUUCCGUACAAAGAACCUUCAUGGAGUGGACUGUGCGACGAGUCUUAUCAGUUUGAAGUGCUGAAAAAUGGUUCUAUUAUUGAUAACAUUGAUCUGACAAAACAACCAUUCUAUGUUUUUGGACGAUUACCAAGCUGUGAUGUAACAAUGGAACAUCCUUCCUUAUCUCGUUACCACGCUGUUAUACAAUUUUCAACUAGUGACAGUGAAAAAAGAGAGAAAGGGUGGUAUCUGUAUGAUUUAGAUAGCACACAUGGAACUUGGAUAAACAAAGUUAAAGUAAAGCCUAAAGUAUACAACAGAGUUCGAGUGGGCCAUGUUGUGAAAUUCGGAGGAAGUUCUAGGCUGCACAUACUCCAGGGUCCAGAUGAUGACAAGGAGGAGGAAUCUGAUUUGAGUGUGACCGAGAUAAAGGAACAGAGAGAACGACAGAAAAAGGAAGCAGAGGUGCUCCACCAGGCAGAACUGAUAGAGGAAGAAACUAGAAUGCAGAAGGAGAAACAGAGGCUAGAAGACAAGGGCUGCACAUGGGGAAUAGAUGAAGAUGCUGAAGAAGCUAAUGAAGACAGUCCGUUCAUGCCGUCUUCAAUAAUACCAGAAAAUGAACAUCUCUAUAUUGAUGAUCCUAAGAAAGCACUCAAAGGCUACUUUGAGAGAGAAGGAUAUGAUUUACCGGAAUACCAGUUUGUGGAGAGCGGACAAGGAAAACACAAGUGUAUGGUGGAGCUGCCUGUAGAUACCCCGACUGGGGAGCCGGUUGUCGCAGAGGUGGUGGUGUCGGGGAAGAGGAAAGAUGCCGUUGUUGCCUGCGCACUGGAGGCAUGUCGCUUGCUGGACAAGCAUGGGGAGCUUCGGAAGUCAAAACAUGAAAGUCACAAGAGGAAAGCAAAAAACUGGGAAGACAAUGAUUUCUAUGACAGUGAUGAAGAUACGUUCUUAGAUCGGACCGGUACCAUAGAGAAGAAACGUGUGCAGAGAAUGAAGAAAGCAGGGAAGAUAGAAGACAAGGCAGAGACAUACGAUUCCCUUAUGACGAAACAUACUAGUAUAUCCAAGGAAAUUGAAGAAAUUGAAGCCAAGCUAGAGAAGGCAAAAGCAGACGCUGCUGCUUUUGAUAGUGAGGAAGUGGAUGCUCUAGAUGCCUACAUGUCUGCAAUCAAAUCGGGUGUCAUGGAUACGAAGACAAAGAUGAAGCUCAAACGUCAGCUGAUUGAGUUGAAGCAGGAAGAACAGAAGCUACGAAGACUAGUCAAUCUAGCGAAGCCUGCUGCACUCCCAGAACUCAAGAAACCAGUCCCCCCUCCACCGAAGCCUGUGGUGAAAGCUGCUGUCCCUUCAGUUGGGAAGAUUCAUGUGGGACCCAAGAAACACUUGCCAUUGGUGCCUACACAAACAACAAGUGCAAUAUCGGGAGAUGCUGGUGAGGAAGAAGAAGAAGAGGAGGAAGAGGAUGUUACAUCUACGAACUGUAACAGGAACACCUCUGUAGCUGGUAGUGAGAGACUGCAGCCCGAGGAGCCGGACAGUACGUCAGGCAGGGUUAAAGCUCCUGCCAAGCAGACUCCUUCCAACCAAUCAACUGAGAGCGUGUCCUCAAGCACUGUUAAAGGUCCUGCAAUGCCUCCGCCCCCUUCAGCUCCCAGCCAACCAGCAGAGAGUGUGACGUCUAGCUGCGUCAAAGCACAUGGCAAGUCCUUUCAGGUUCCUGCUGGUUCCGGAGACCCUGACAGUACAGAGGAGCAAAGUCAAAAGAAUGUUGAUACAAAAUCCAAGAAACGAUCGUCUCUGGAAGAUGUCAAGGUGAAGAGCAAGAAGCCAAAGACUGGUGGCAGGGGGAGGACCGGGGGCUAUGAUGACACAGAUCCAGACUAUGCUGUGUGGAUGCCACCACAAGGUCAGAGUGGUGAUGGCAAGACCCAUCUGAAUGCAAAAUAUGGAUACUGAUCGAUGUCACACGCUUCAAAGACUUUGUGGGUGCUUAACUUAGUCAACAGAUGUUUAUAUGGUUCCUUGGCAAUUGUAUAGUUUUGUACAGAUAUGUGAAUAAAAUGAAAAAAGAGUGCAGCC
Molecule: messenger RNA, 2659 nt
Organism: Haliotis rufescens (red abalone)
Lineage: Eukaryota; Metazoa; Mollusca; Gastropoda; Lepetellida; Haliotidae
Product: kanadaptin-like
Exons: 13
Coding region: 227-2536 (769 amino acids)
Molecular function (GO): protein binding; mRNA binding
Source: RefSeq, a predicted model, not a curated record